Molecule: messenger RNA, 5059 nt
Organism: Patella vulgata (common limpet)
Lineage: Eukaryota; Metazoa; Mollusca; Gastropoda; Patellidae
Product: probable aminopeptidase NPEPL1
Exons: 12
Coding region: 185-1741 (518 amino acids)
Biological process (GO): proteolysis
Cellular component (GO): cytoplasm
Molecular function (GO): metalloaminopeptidase activity; manganese ion binding
Source: RefSeq, a predicted model, not a curated record
UUCCGGGUUUCGAGGAAUGUAAAGUCAGCCUGUUGGUUGUUCGACAAGCUUUCACAUGAUUAUAUAUGAAACUGAAAAAAUAAUUCUGUAAUUGUAGAAAUAAUUAAGAGUGCUUUUGUAAGUCCCGAGAUCUGGAAAAGAACCGUGUUUUAGGCUUUAAACAGGUUGAAUUUGAUUAGAAGAAAUGGCUGUAACAUUAAAGUUUUCGGCCACAUUGAGUGAAUCAGAUCCGCAGAAUAAUCCCGUACUGAUAGUUGGGCAGAUCAAAAAUCUCAACAAAGUCACGUACGAGAAAGUGAAACUAAAACUUGAACCCAGAGUAGACGCUGAGACGUACAAUAAUGCUGUUAAUGGUCUUCAUCCAUCACCGACUGACUCCUGUCCGUUAUGGUUAAAUAAUGCCACCGUAGCAGCCCUUCCUAUAAAAUGUAGCCGUCAUAAUACGCCAUCACGAUGUCAUUCAUUGAGUAAAAUCGUUAAAAGUUGUUUAGUUGGUGGAUCAGAGUUUGUUGUGUUAGUUUGUGAGAGAGAGGAUGUUUAUGCAUCAGCUUGUGCAAUCGCCCGAUCCUUGCCGUUAUAUUCAGCCAAAUCCACCUCCUCACCAUCCAAGAGAACAGUAACGGUAGAAGUACUACUGGUGGGCGACGACAAGGGUGUUUUAUCGGAAGCUGAUUUAGCAUGUAUGACAUCUGCUGCUGAGUCUGUUCGUCUGAGUGCCAAGAUCGUUGAUAUGCCUUGUGCUGAGAUGAAUACAGAUGAUUUCUUGGAGGAAAUAAAGAAAGUAGGAGCAGAUUUGAAUAUUGUUCCUGAAAUUAUUCGAGGUGAAGAAUUGAAGGAGAGGGGAUUUGGAGGUAUCUAUGGUGUUGGCAUGGCAGCAGAACAUCCACCAGCUCUAGCGGUAUUAAGUCAUAAACCAAGUGGAGCUAGUAAAACCAUAGCCUGGGUGGGUAAAGGUAUCGUCUAUGAUACUGGUGGACUCUGUAUCAAGUCUAAGACUAGUAUGUGUGGUAUGAAACGAGAUUGUGGCGGUGCAGCCGGUAUUCUAGGAGCCUUCUGGACGGCAGUUAAACUUGGAUUUAAAGAGAACUUACAUGCUGUAUUUUGUUUAGCGGAGAAUGCUGUUGGUUCUAAAGCCUUUAGACCCGAUGAUAUCCUGUACAUGUACUCUGGACGAACAGUUGAAAUCAAUAAUACAGAUGCCGAGGGUCGAUUAGUUUUAGGAGAUGGGGUGGCGUAUGCUAAUAAAGAUUUGAAGGCAGACAUUAUCGUUGACAUGGCAACACUAACAGGUGCACAAGGUAUUGCUACAGGUCGUUACCAUGGUAGUAUUGUAACUAAUAAUGAGUAUUUGGAGUUAUCGUGUAUUAAAGCAGGUCAGAAUUGCGGUGAUCUUGUUCAUGCUAUGCCAUAUUGCCCCGAGUUACACUUUAAUGAAUUUUCUAGUGCCAUAGCGGACAUGAAGAACUCGGUCUCUGAUCGUAGUAAUGCUCAAGUAUCAUGUGCGGCUCUGUUUAUUGGAUCACAUAUAGGAUUUGAUUUCUCUGGACUGUGGUUACAUAUUGAUAUGGCUGCACCAGUCUAUGUGGGUGAACGAGCGACAGGCUAUGGUGUAGCUUUCUUAACAACCGUUUUCGGCACGCUGUCUGAGAAUUCUUUGUUACAAUCAAUUGCACCUCCUGUGAUUAACGAAGAUAUGGAAACCAAGGAAAGUAACUCUCCUAAAAAAAUACGACUAUUGUGAUGAUAAAUUCCCUCCCCUUCUGUUACACUAAGUAUUGAACGGAUAGAUCUAAUUCAUAAGGCCAACUUCAAGUUGGGUCAAAGGUCACGACAUCUAAACAGGGCUAGUGCUAAUCCCAACCCUAAGCCUGGACCUAGCCCUAAUGCUUACUCUAACCCUAACCUACAAUCUCCCAACAAUCACGUGGUGUCCUAACCUUAUUUUCAUCUACGUGACCUUGACAAAAAUUGAGUUGGCCUUAACAAAUAGAUCUAGCCUAUUUAACCCUCAAAUAUUUAUUUUGAUUAUUUUACCGAUUAAUGUAUGCUAUGUAAUCUUGUUAAAAUACAGAUCUAUAUUUUGUUUUGUUUUUAUACAUUUAAUGACCUCAACUACAUGCGGAUCUGAUCAGUUGUAGAGGGAGGUCACGUCAGGGAUCAUACGAACGAAAUAGGAUCUGACCAGUUGUAGAGGGAGGUCACGUCAGGGAUCAUACGAACGAAAUAGGAUCUGAUCAGUUGUAGAGGGAGGUCACGUCAGGGAUCAUACGAGCGAAAUAGGAUCUGAUCAGUUGUAGAGGGAGGUCACGUCAGGGAUCAUACGAGCGAAAUAGGAUCUGACCAGUUGUAGAGGGAGGUCACGUCAAGAGUCAUACAAGCGAAAUAGGAUCUGUGUUUUAAUCAGAUUGAAUUCCAUGUUUAGUCAAGUUUUAUUAUACUAGUCUGAAUAAUUUUACACCAAACGGGAAUGCUUGAUUGGCCGCCCGGAAUUGCAAACACGGGUCGGGGGAAUUCAGGUCUGCCAGUCCCGACAACUGAGGGUCUGAGUAGAAUCGUUACGUAAUUUAACGCAACAAAUAUAUUUCAGCUGUCAUGGUUGGUUGAGAUACUUUCUUAUGCAGUCGGCAGCGUUCACGUUGUGAUUCAUUCGAAAUCCCUCUUUUCAUUCAAUUAUGACUAUUUUGUGAAUUGAGAGAAUUCUGGAACAUUGAAUCAAGUAUCUGUAGAGUGUUUGAUCGUUAUUUGAGCCAUGUUGUUAAUCCCUUGUAAACUACCAUGUUUGUAAUAUUUUAAUCUCUGUAGUCGAGUGUUUCACUUCUGUCAACCUCCUCUACAAAUUAUGUAAAAUAAAUAUGAUGAACUGAAGAUAUGUCCACUAUAGAUAAUAUAAACAAAUGAACAAUUUUCAAAACAAAGUUAUUUUUGGGUUAAAAUACAUAUUUUUUUUUGUUUUUAUAUCGCACUUCACCCAGUAGUAAUAAAGCCAUACAAGAUAUUCUGGUUCCUGGACAAUCAUUCCUAAACAUCGCAUUUCAAGACAUUUAUUGCAUGUUGAAUAUAUGAUUAUCCAGUAUCAUUUAUCGCAUCAUAAUGUUGAAUAUUUGAUCAUCCAGUAUCAUUUAGGAUUGUCAAAUUUAUUUGUCAAGCCUACGGUACAUUAUCAGAUUCCUGUAAAUGGGGGGAAAUAUUUGUGUGGUCAUUAAUAAACUGUUUUUAAUUUUUGAAUGAUGUGGGGCUAUCUGAGGAACCAGAAUUUAAUUUUUAUAUGGCCUAAGCUUGAGAUAUUUACACUUCACCCAUAUUGUCGAAGCAUUGGUUAUGAGUAAUACAAUAAGCUUGAGAAAUAUCCACAUCACGUAGUUUAGAAUAUUUUUACUGUUGUUGUAUGUGUCAGUGUUAAACAUGGUGAUUAAGAUACAAAAUGUCGGCAGGUUUUGUCCAAGCUGUAAAUGUCUGUAAAUUUCAUCUAACAGGAAAGAAAUCCUGAGGAUAAAUUGUUAAAGCGACAUUGAGAAUAACACGUACAGGACACAAUUAUAUGGAAUACAAGUUACGUAGAAGUUAUUUCUGGUUACCAGUGGGGAGGUGUUCGAUGGCCGAAUGGUUAGUGUGUGAGCGUUGUAUCAUAAGGUCUGUCAUUAAGUCAACUGGCGCGGUUUUGAUUCCCCGGUUGUACGUGACAACUGACAAGGAGUAGAGUUGCCUGUCCAACCUCAUGGGUUUUCUCCAGGUCCUCUGGUUUCCUCCCCUUACGCACAAGCGAAUUAUUGAAAUAAAAAUGAACCAUGUGUUAGUCCCGAAAUGACCUACUUUGUGUUGAGUGGAGGUUGAAUCCCAUUUCUAUCUUUCUCUCAUUUUUGGUGACCUUUUGACAAGGGUUCUUUUGACAAGGGUUGUUUUGGUGACCUUUUGACAAGGGUUGUUUUGUCUUUAUUUAGUAAAGAUAAAUUAAAUUGUAUUCCAUAUAAUCGUGUUCCGUGUUAUUUAAAAUUAGCGAUACUUUAUAAAAUUAAUAUUCCACUUCAUAUUACAUAUUAUGGUGGUGCUUGGUUGUUGAUCCAGCCAGAACGUUCUAAAUUGAUGAAAAUCGCAGUUGUGUCCUUUCAUAGUUCUGCCAGUCCGGAACUGACUGAUGUGUAUAGAUGAUUAUUUUCACAUGUUUAUCGUUGAUUAUGUAUUCAUACAUUGUUGUUGUUGUGUUGCUAGGCAGCGUCGAGUGUCUGUUAUUUAUCAUUAUGCGAUGAUUUUAUUGUGAUAUGCUUCAAUAUGUUAUCAAAUAUGGCAACCAAUCGUGGAAUAAUAGAACCAUCUUCAAUUAACCAAGGUCCAUAAAAUAUCAUUAUUGUCUUUGGUUCAACAUGGUUUAAUUUAAUUAUAUAUGUGGGGUUGGAUGGUCGAUUUGUGUAACGUGUAACCAAUGCACUUUAUAUCAUAAGAUCUGUCUGUCAUUGAGUCGAGUGGCGUGGUUUCUAUUCCACGCUUGUUCGUGACAAGAGUAAGGUCGUCUGCUCAACCACAUGGUUUUUUCUCCACUUGAUAUAAAGUGAGUAAGACACUAGCUCACUAGCCUGGAGGGCGCGGGUUCGAUCCUGGUGCAGGUUGGAGGGCCUGUAAAGGACAGCUAUCUAGUCUUUCGGAUGGGACGAAAAACUGAGGUCCUGUGUUCACGUUGGCGGGCUUGUCAAAGAUCCCUUAGCAGUUGGAAUUCAAUAUAAGAGUAGGCUGUAACAACGCUGUCCGAGCAAAAUUGACCUCAUAUCACACUGUAUGGCGUAUGCCCGUCUUCAUUAGCCCAGUCAGAGCAGAAUAGUAGGACGUUAAACCCCAUUUCAUUUCUUUUUGAGCUAUUUUGAACCAAUGGUAUGUUAGAGACCAAGGUUUUGAGCUAUUUUGAACCAAUGGUAUAUUAUAGAUCAAGAUUUUGAGAAGAAAUAUUAAAAUCUGAAUUGUUUAAUUCUACUUUAAGAAUAUCUGUUGAUUAAUGGCUGCUGCUGCUGUCUGAUAGAUAUAUAUAUAUACUAAUAAAUAUUUCUAGCAAUAAAACAAUAAAUAACAUAAA